UGAAGACUAUCAGCGGUGUCUCCUUUCACUGUUACCUCCUGACGAGUGAACGCAAAUCUCAGACCCCAACAUGGGAAGGGUGUCAGACGUUUUCACGGACUUUUAUGAGUUUAGAUUAUGUGCAUUCGUUCUGUUUCUUUCGUCCUUUUUCAGCAACACCAACUAUUAAAACAUCUGAGAUGAGACAGCGUCGCGCUAUCAUUGUAUGAAGGUAAAUGGACCGUUGACGGCGAUGAUGGGACAGUUGUGCUCGAUGUAUGGUCAAUGACAGGAUGGAUAUCAGUGGGAUCUUCUCUUUUAUCUUUUAUUUCUCAGUCUGUGUCUAUGGCGAGGCAGGACCAAAUGUUGCCUACCUGAAUACACUGCUGGAGAGCUCAGGUCCUCUUUCGUGCUCUGAGGGCUUCACUGAGUCAGGUUAUUACAACGGAUCAGUGUCCCAGACUGAUUCUGGUGCUCCUUGUCUUAAAUGGACCGAGUUUCCAGAUUACAUAAAGCAGUACCCCAACCGGGGACUGGGAAACCACAGCUACUGUAGAAACCCUGAUCGUGAAUCCAACCCCUGGUGCUUUUACAGGCAGCGGUCAGGAGCCAUCGGGUGGGAAUAUUGCAACUGCCAUCAAGGUGCAGCACAGUUGGUGGGAGGUUCGUCCAAUAAGAGUGGCCGUCUCGAGGUGUACCUGAAUGGCCAUUGGGGAGCAGUGUGUGACACCUACCUGACUGACCGAGAUGCCAGUGUCAUCUGUAGACAGCUGAGACUUGGUGAAAUUGGCACUGCACUGCGGCACUCGUACUUUGGGCCUGGUUCUGGUCUUUUCCACUUUGAACGUCUUGGCUGCCAUGGCAAUGAAAAUUCUCUGCUGGAGUGCCGAAGUAGAAAAUAUGUCUCUGGUGAUUGUAACCAUGGCAAUGAGGCCGGGGUGGUGUGUGCUGUACCUGAGGGCAAUGGUGCCCCCCUGAGGCUCGUAGGAGGGCUUGAGGAUUUCGAGGGGCGAGUGGAGGUGUACCAUAAUGGGAGAUGGGGCGUGAUCUGUGAUGAUGAAUGGGAUGAUAUUGAUGCUGAAGUGGUCUGCAGGCAGCUUGGAAUGGGUGGCGUGCCAAAGGCGUGGACAUGGGCGCACUUUGGACAGGGCACUGGGCCGAUCUUGCUGGAUGGGGUGCACUGCACAGGAAAUGAGCUGUCUCUUGAGGAAUGUCCUCAUGCACCCUGGGGCCAACACAACUGUGACCAUAUGGAGGAUGCUGGGGUGUCUUGCAACCCAUAUACAGAUGGAGUUUUGCGCUUAGUGGGAGCUGAUGGGCCAUGGGAAGGACGCCUUGAGGUGUAUCACGCCGGAGAAUGGGGCACAGUGUGUGACGACAACUGGACGCCACGUCACGCUCAGGUGGUGUGUCGACAGCUCGGUUACAGAGGGCGUUGUGAGUUGGCUCCAGAUGGGAUGUAUGGAGAAGGUACAGGAGUGAUCCUGCUGGAUGAGGUGAAAUGUGAAGGGGGAGAAAGUAACCUGCUGGAUUGUAGUCAUGGGGAGUGGGGGGAACAUGACUGCUCUCAUAGUGAGGAUGUGGGAAUACGCUGUGAAAGAGAAGGAUAUAACAAUGAACUUCCUGAACCGGCUCCUGCAACAGGUCCCCUGGUGAGGCUGGUGGAUGGUGAGAGCCGUAAGGAGGGCCGUGUGGAGGUGUUUAUAAACGGCCAGUGGGGUAGUGUGUGUGAUGAUGGUUGGAAUGACAUCAACGCAGGAGUAGUCUGCAGUCAACUGGGAUUCGUUGGUGUCGCCAAGGCCCGUUCCAUGGCUUAUUUCGGCGAGGGCCAGGGAUCAAUUCAUCUGGAUAAUGUGAAGUGUGUAGGGACAGAGGCUUCAUUAGGAGAGUGUUCGGCUGUUGGAUCAGACGCCAAUGACUGCAGGCACAGUGAGGAUGCAGGGGUGAUCUGUGACUAUAUCACUGAGCCUGUGAAGGACAGUGUUAUGGCAAAGCAGGAGUGUGGUUUGAGACCCAACACACAGAGGCGCAGGAGGAGGAUUGUAGGAGGAGACAAAUCUCUACGGGGGGAUUGGCCGUGGCAAGUAUCUCUGUGGCUGAGGUCUCAAUCAAAAGGCACCCAUCCGCUUUGUGGAGCAACUCUCCUCAAUUCCUGUUGGGUUAUCACAGCUGCUCAUUGUUUCAAGAGGUUUGGUUCAGAACCAUCCCGGUAUGUGUUAAGGCUCGGUGACUACCACACAGAGGAGAGGGACGAUUUUGAGCGCACUCUCUCUCCCGAGCGCAUCGUCAUCCACAGGAAGUACAACAGCCAGGGCUGGGAGUAUGAUAUUGCCUUACUGAAGUUAAAGGGUACUGAUGAGAGCUGUGUAGCCUUUAACCCACACACGAAUGCAGUUUGCCUUCCGGCUCAAAGCAACAAGAGGGGCAAGAGGCCCAUCGCCUGCAUUAUCACUGGGUGGGGAAUUACAGAUUCGGAGUAUUCCCGAACACUCCUGCAGGCCUGGGUUCCCUUACUGCCCUCCUGGAAGUGUAAAAAGCGUUAUGGAAGUCGCUUCACCAGCCGAAUGUUGUGUGCCGGCAGCUUGUCCAACCAUCGGCGUGUAGACAGUUGUCAGGGUGACAGCGGGGGACCGCUGGUGUGUCAGAGUGAGGGAGGCCACUGGAUGCUCACAGGAAUCAUCUCGUGGGGUCACGGUUGUGGCGACCCCACCUAUCCUGGUGUAUAUACACGAGUCAGCAGGUUUCUGAAGUGGAUUGAGAAAGUCACCCAACGCCCUGUCGUAGUGUGAUGUGUGUUUGUAAUACAAAAGGUUCAUCAGCUGACCAUUGGCUGGUUUGGUCCCAUUUUAUGUGUUGCACAUUUACUACUUGCACCAAUUCAAUUCCAUUUUCAAUUCCACAGGAAUGUGAAACAACAUAUCUCACAAGUAGGUGAUAUGUGGUCAGAUAAGUAUUCUUCUGGAUUGGAAGCUUUUGCUAUUGUAUAUACAUCAUUUUGCACUAGUUUGCAUGCCAUAUAUGUGGAACAUUUGUGGGAGUUCUGCCACCCACCUGUUCCGGAUCAGGUUCUUAAAUUAAAUAACAUAUUGCACUUACACAUUGUUACUCACUAGACUUGUUGUUGUACUGGAAGUUCAUAAAGGUAAGGGGGUAAAAAGAAAGGAUUCAUAAACAUUCCGCAUGUUAUUCUGUUUACAGCUAAACGUCCUUGGUUAUGCAUAUUUGUGGGGAUGCAGUUUAGGAAAAUUUUCAAAUGUGUAGACUGUAUGACAAUGCAUUUGACAAGAUGUUCCUGAAGUAUCUACUCAAGAGAUGAUAAUCUCAGUAAUGGAGUAAUCCUCAAAUGGAUGGGGUGGUGCAUAACAAGGUAUAAUUUCAAUCCCAGCAGAUAAACAUCCUGGGAACAAAAUUUGCAUUUUAAUCAUGACUAUGGUUUGAGUUUAAAAGUACACCAAGUGUUACCAUAGAAAUAAAUGUAAUGCGGGAGAAGGAAUUAUUUUAAGAUAUGGGUCAAAUCUGCUGAUUAACAGAUGUGAUCUGUUACCAUCUGACAGUCACAUGAUCACAACUUUAAGAUGCUUGAGCAAUGCAUGCUGCAUUGGUGUUUCCUCCCUCUCAAAAUGUAAAAAAAAAGGUCUAAAGCUAUUUCUGCAACCAGGUGUCAUUCAGAUGUAUUAUUGUGUUAUUUAUUUACAUAAAUUAUAGGCUUACCACAGUUUGACGAAUGAAAUGAGGUACAAUAGCAGUAUAGUACCUAAUAGUCUACUGUUUUAUAUCAGUUUUCUGUCACACUCAGUCAAUUAAAUUGUUUACUUAAAUUCUUUUGUUAUGGCUACACUUUUGUCAUUUAUUAAACUAAUCCCAAAUUAA
This is a messenger RNA of Triplophysa dalaica, 3849 nucleotides long. Its product is annotated as neurotrypsin. Bases 258 to 2768 code for a protein of 836 amino acids. The record is from RefSeq and is a predicted model, not a curated record. Gene Ontology annotation, molecular function: serine-type endopeptidase activity. Gene Ontology annotation, biological process: proteolysis. Gene Ontology annotation, cellular component: membrane. Lineage: Eukaryota; Metazoa; Chordata; Actinopteri; Cypriniformes; Nemacheilidae. The transcript has 14 exons.